UGUAGUUGAUAAGUUGAAAGCAAUAGGAUUUCAUUCUGUUCUAGAAAUGUGAUGUGGCUGCUUUUGAUUUUUUUGGCUGUUACGGAUGCAGUCCUUAUUCUUGAAGGCUGCAAAAAUGUUACAGUAUGUGGUCAGUUGCCGUGGUCAGACUGGACUACAUGCAGCCAGUCCUGUGGCGGAGGGUCACAGACCAGGAAGCGAGAGAUCUGUGGUUUACCAGAAUGGAACGAGGAGGAAGUAGAGGAACGUUGCAGGAAACCACUGCGGAUAGAACACAGAGUUUGCAAUGCGGAGUGUCUAAACGGCGGAAUGUUCGUUGAUAUCUGCGUUUGCAAACCUGAAAAUUCUGGUAUGUGCUGUGAAAAUGGUUUAUCUUUUGAGAGCCUUACAACAUCAAAGGAAAAGGCAUCUUCAUUUCUCAGAAAAAGAGGAAGUCGGAGAAAGAGGAGGUCCACGGAAUCUGAUGACUUGCACAUUGAAGAGGAAUGUCAUGAAGCAGCCUCUUGUAGUUAUGAGGAAGUGAGAGAAUGGACUAGUCGCAUGCAUGACCGCAGAAGUGUGUGCCAGUGGAUGAAAGACAGGCGAUGCGGGGGAAAAAAGAUGUGGAUCAGAAUACCGCUGUGAGACUAACGGUGAUUGUUCUAAGUACAGUCAUUAUCAAGCUUGGUGUACAGAAAAAUGUACAGAGGCACCCAAUGUCAUAAACUGCCCAGAUGGAGUACAAGAACUUAAUUUCACUAAACUGACGGAAAAUAUAACUUUCUCAUCAUUUGAUCAUCUUCCUGGUAUAUACGGACAAAGUUGUGACGGCGAGAGAUUGACGGUCAACUUUCCAGAGACAGAACUCACGUGGAGUCGUGAAAUACACACUAUUACAAUGACGGCUAAUGAUAGCCGAGGACAUUCCACCUCGUGUGUUCUUAGUGUCAAAAUCAAUGAUAUGAUCCCACCAUCGUUCUUGGAUUGUCCUUCACUGACCAUUGUGCAGUAUGGUUCUGAUGGCGGUUCUGUUGUUACAUGGUCACCUAUACAUGCUGAAGAUAAUUCGGGAAACGUCACAGUCUCAAGUAGCAACAGUAACGGGGAAUUUAUGAAGUUUGGAAGUCAUUUAAUUUCCUACAACGCAACUGAUGAAUUCGGAAACACUAACCAGUGUAACUUCACUGUCACUGUGAAGAAAUUACCAAAAAGCGUAUGUAAUAUCCCACCACAAGUAUUUCAUGGAGUAAUAUCGUGUCAUGACGGUCAUACUCUGACUUGUGGUAUAGACCAUUGCGAAACAGGAUAUCUUCAGACAAACGCCACAAAUCACGUUUGUAGCAACGGGAUUUGGAAACCACAGUUCUCGGCAGAAUUUGUCUCGUUGAGUUGUAUUAAACCGGAACCGACUCAUUUGGAAAGAAACUACACAUUUAGAUUCACUUGUCCCAACCUGAAGUUCAGUCCCAUUGCCCUAAGAGAUUGCAUAAAGCAAUUAGGUCUUUGUCCAACGGGUGAUAUUUUACUCUGUGACAAGCCUUUCCAGCGGAUAGAAGGAAAACACCUCUCCUCUAAAGAUCUCCAGAUCUGGACAACACUGGAGGGAAUAUUGCCGUAUGAAGCAAAUAAAGAUGAUCUUAUGAACAGAAUGGAUGACCACGGAAAGUCCAUCGCCGCUUAUUUUGAAUAUGGAAAAUUCAAACAAAUAUGUCAUCAACUCAAGUGCCAAUUUAAACACUUCAAAACUGAUCCCAUCCGAGAAGUUUGCGGAAAUGGGGCAGUUGAAUUCAUACUGCAUGAAAAAAGAAUAUGCCGGAAAUGUGGACCUGGUUGGUUCUAUGAUGGUGGUGAUUGUGUCCAAUGUUCGGAAGGAUUUUAUCAGGAUCAGUAUGGCCAAAGUGGAUGCAAAAAAUGUCCUGAUGGAACCACAUCACUCAUGGGAACAUUUAUUAAGUCAAGAUGCUUUGUGAAAGUCAUAGUUGAGAAGCAGACCUCAUCCUUUAAUACAUUAACGAUAGUAGGGAUAUCGAUAUCGGGGUCACUACUGAUUGUUUUCAUUGUCUUGAUUGUGAUGGUCAACAAAUGGAGAAUGUCUGCCAAUAGAACGAAUUCUGAUAAUAAUUUAAGAACUGAAGAACAUACACACCAUACUGUUUUUGACGAAACAUUAUCCGAAGUAUAUGACGAAAUAAAAGAAGACAGAGUGUUCGAGGGAUACAUAAAUCACAAACCGGGAAUAUCAGAUACAGAUGGUGGAUAUGAAUCUCUUCCAGAGAGGCAACACGUUGAAAACCCUUAUACGAGAAUGAGUUGGAGGAACUACUGAUAGAAUGUUAAAUAGAAUAUUUGGUAGUUUUAAUAGUAUACAUUGCUAUAUUUUAUUCAUUAGUUAGCAUUUGUCUACAUAUGUUUAUCAUAUCUGUUUAUAUAUAGCUGCUAUAAGAUAUUGUGAUCAAUUCAUUUUCACAUAUAUAAAUUGUUCUGGAAGUGAUGUUCGUAUUGGCAAGAUUUUUGUGAUAGCAAUAAAUGUACACACCACAUUGUGGUCCACUAUCCUCCAAACACUCCAAGGCAGAAUCCACCGACUUAACCAGUUGGACCCCUUAAAAGGACUGGUUCACGAUUUGUGAUAAAAAUAUUUUUCAUUUUCGAUGUUAAACAUUAAAAAUAUGUCAUUCAAUGUUGACAGCAAAAUUUUUGACCUUCUGAAUGCAAGAAUAAAAGCAAUAUUUUAACCUUAAAUAUGUGUUGUGUAAACAAAGACUCGAGUAUUUUUAUGUAUAUAAACAAACAAGUUAAAUAUUGAUUGUGUA
Messenger RNA from Ostrea edulis (European flat oyster), 2792 nucleotides. RefSeq lists its product as uncharacterized. The transcript has 12 exons. NCBI's taxonomy places the organism in Eukaryota, Metazoa, Mollusca, Bivalvia, Ostreida, Ostreidae. The record is from RefSeq and is a predicted model, not a curated record. Bases 878 to 2305 code for a protein of 475 amino acids.